AUGUCCGAGGUCAGCUCCAAGCCGGGUAAAUCGGCACUUCUUAGUCUUUUCAAGGAGAUUUUCAAUUGGUAUCCGUCUCAUUAUCCAUCCGAAGAAAGAAAGCUGCUCUUCAAGUUAGAUGUGUCAAUUCUCAUUUUUGCGUGUUUAUGCUAUCAAACGAAUAUCAGCAAUGCCUAUGUCAGCGGACUCAAAGAAGACUUCAGUCUUAACGGCAAUCAGCUAAAUUAUUUCAAUGUCUGCUACUACACAGCAUACGUGGUGUUUCAAGUUCCGGGACUAUUGCUGUUGUCGCGUCCAAAAUUAGCUCGCUGGCUGCUCCCCGGAUUGGAAGUUUUAUGGGGUGUCUGCACUUUUGCCCAAAGCCGUGUCACAACCGUCAAUCAACUUUAUGCCCUUCGUUUCCUGGUGGGAAUGCUUGAGGCACCUGUCUUUGCCGGAACUCAUUUUAUUCUGGGCUCGUGGUAUUCCGGCCCGGAACUCUUCAAGCGUGCGGGCACAUGGUUCAUUUGUAAUCCUCUUGGCACCAUGGUUAGUGGUUACUUGCAGGCCGCAGCUUAUACCAACUUGUCAGGGGUUGGGGGAAUGCCAGGCUGGAGGUGGCUAUUUAUCGUUGACGGUAUCUUCACCAUUCCGGUAGCCUUGCUUGGCUUUCUUAUCUUCCCGGGUAUACCAGGCUCACCGCAGCCAUUUUACCUAACCGAGAGUGAUAUUGCCUUGGCCAAGGAGCGAACACGUAGAGCAGAAAUCCGUCGCCCCGGAAAGCUUGGGCUUGAUGUUUUCAGGCGGUCCUUGAAACGAUGGCACAUUUGGGUGUUUAUUACAUGCUACGCAUGCAUGAUCAUCUGUUCUUACCCAUCAGCCUAUAUGAGUCUAUGGCUCAAGGCGGAGGGCUACUCUGUGACACAGAUCAAUCAGCUUCCGACGGUUGUCAGCGCGAUCACAAUUGUCGCUUCGUGGCUUGGAACAACUGUCGCUGCGAUAUAUCCUACAUGGGUCAUCUAUACUAUCGCUUCUGCGUUUUGUCUCUUCUCCACUCUAUGUAUGGUCAUUUGGAACAUACCUAGGACACUAAAGUUCGUUGCCUGGUACCUGUUUGGAUUCUCAGGCUGCUUGAGCCCUAUCUUGUACUCGACCGUCAACACGAUCGUCAAAGAUGACUCAGAGGAGCGGGCACUGAUUAUGGGCGCGAUGAUGACCUUUGGAUAUUCCUUUAACAUCUGGGUUCCCCUCUUGCUAUUCCCGACAGCCGGUCCAGAUGGGGCGCCUCGAUGGAAGAAAGGAUGGCCAGUGGCCUUUGUGUUUUACUUCCUACUGUGGGCCGGCUUUGUAUCCGCUGUCCUAUUACAUAAGAGGGAGAAACGAGGAGAGAUCGGUACGGCUCCUAGCGAAACGAGUGUCGAGAACACCGAGACCAUCGUUAUUGAGAACAGCUUAAAUUCCAAGACUGGGUGCUUCGAGGUCUUGAAUGGGUAG
Penicillium atrosanguineum is the source of this 1473-nucleotide messenger RNA. RefSeq lists its product as uncharacterized. The record is from RefSeq and is a predicted model, not a curated record. The transcript has 9 exons. Lineage: Eukaryota; Fungi; Ascomycota; Eurotiomycetes; Eurotiales; Aspergillaceae. Gene Ontology annotation, molecular function: transmembrane transporter activity. Gene Ontology annotation, cellular component: membrane. Bases 1 to 1473 code for a protein of 490 amino acids. Gene Ontology annotation, biological process: transmembrane transport.